This is a messenger RNA of Cydia amplana, 4447 nucleotides long. RefSeq names its product regulating synaptic membrane exocytosis protein 2 (gene Rim). Gene Ontology annotation, molecular function: small GTPase binding; transmembrane transporter binding. NCBI's taxonomy places the organism in Eukaryota, Metazoa, Arthropoda, Insecta, Lepidoptera, Tortricidae. Gene Ontology annotation, cellular component: presynaptic membrane; cytoskeleton of presynaptic active zone. Gene Ontology annotation, biological process: intracellular protein transport; regulation of synaptic plasticity; calcium ion-regulated exocytosis of neurotransmitter. Bases 217 to 4155 code for a protein of 1312 amino acids. The record is from RefSeq and is a predicted model, not a curated record. The transcript is spliced from 22 exons.
AGGGGAGCGAGGGCGCGGGCAGGGCGGCCGGCGGAGCGCCGCGAUCAAUAAGUGCGCUGACGUCAGUCGGCGGGCGCGCGCCAUUGGCCCGUCCGGCAUUAUUAAAUAAACCUCCGAACGGAGUGGCGCUCGAACGUCGCGCCGCGGGCACAGCACCGCAUCGCGGCGGGCCCGCGCACCCGCGCAGCGCUCGCGGCCUGCCGCCGCCUGCACGCCAUGGCCGACAUGCCGGACCUGUCGCACCUCACGCCCGAGGAGCGCGCCAUCAUCGAGGGCGUCAUGCUGCGCCAGCGGCAGGAGGAACAACGGGAGCACGAGAUCAUGAGGCGUAAACAAGACGAAGUGGCCGUGCUGGAGCAGACGAUACGCACUAGGAACGAAAUGCAACGCGCGGCGGGUGUUGAGCUGGCCGCUACGUGCCACAUCUGCCUCAAGACCAAGUUCGCGGACGGAGUGGGCCACUCGUGCCAUUACUGCCGCGUCAGGUGUUGCGCCCGUUGUGGCGGAAAAGUUACCUUACGCUCUAACAAGGUAAUUUGGGUAUGUAUAUUAUGUCGCAAAAAACAAGAACUGCUAUCUAAGACCGGACAAUGGAUACACAAAAGCGCCGGACAAGAUGCCAUGUUGUGGCGCAUGGAAUCGGACCUACACGGGCUAGUGUCGCCCGCUGAUUCCACCAUUGACAAGAGACCUAAACUGGAAAGAGCCCACAGCGCCGCGGAGAAAGAGAACCUGCCGCUUCAGCGCUCGGGAAGUGCAUUGAGGCGCCAGUACAGUCAGCAGGAGCCGCGCUGCUACGGUGAGCUGGAGGGGCUCGCGCGCACGCACCCGCACCUGGUGCACCCGCGCCAGAAGGCGGCGUACGGCGUAGAGGAGCCGCCCUCGGCUUCGCAGCUCGCGCCGCACUCCCUCGCGCACCCGCUGCCGCCGCGCUCUUCCUCCUCCGACGACGAGGCCCCGGAGUGCAUCUCUGACGAGAACGACGAGUAUCGCGAUCGUGGACAACUAGAGGCGUGCGCGACGCUACGGCACCCACACCUGCGCAGCGCCAGCGUAGUAGCCAACAAUUAUUACAAUUUGACUAAUCAUGCUGCAAGCACAUACGAAGCGGAGGCGCGCGGUAUGUUCGAUUUACGACCUGCGCCCACCGGUGGACGCAGCUUCGACUCUGUCACGGACUGCCGCUGGCGCGCACGCGACGACGGCGAGGGCGCCUACCUGCGCCCGCUCGCGCUCGCCGAGGGCCCGCGCCCGGACCGUGCCGUUUAUAAGAGUGCCUAUCUGUGGGAAGACUCCUCUGACAACCGACGCUUUACCGAGAGGAGAAAAAAAACAGUCCGCUUCGACGGACACGAGGGCGCUGCGACAUUUCCGAGGGGCGGUCGCGACGCGUCUGGCGCACCCCACGACUGGGCCUCGCUGCGCUGGGAGUCUGAGCGCCAGACCAGCCAGGACUCCGCUACUAAAGACUCGGGCAUCGAUACCUCUAGCACCUUCACCUCCAGCGAAGACUCGAACAGGGGCGACUGCCCUAAGUUCCCGCUGAGCUGGCAGGUGUCGACCGACGGCUCGCGCAUGGUCGGACACAUGGUGUUACGCAAGAGUGUCGUGGAAGGCAGCGGACACUCCUCCGCCGCCAUCUUGGGCCUUAAGGUCGUAGGGGGCAAGAUGCUGUCCGAUGGCACACGCGGCGCCAUCGUCGAGAAAGUCAAGAAGGGCUCCAUCGCGGACUUGGAGGGCCAACUGAGGACAGGCGAUGAGGUGCUGCAAUGGAACGGAAUGCCCCUGCAAAACCGCAGCGCGGAGGAAGUGGCGGCGGUGGUGGCGGACAGCAAGCACGACUCACACGUGGAGCUGCUCGUGGCGCGCCCGCUGCCCGCCGCGCGCCCCCUCGCUCCGCAGUGGAGGACACACAAAGAAGUGUACACGGAGGUGAUGGGGGGAUGCGAGAACCCCAGCGUGCUGGUGACGUCGCCCGGCUCGCCCGACGUGCACGCGCGUCGCCGCCCGCGCCACCACCAUAGCGCACACGUCGCCGGUCGGAUACAGUUGAAAGUAUACUUGGACAUCAGCGCCCUGCAGCUGGUGUUAACAGUAGUGUCGGCCAGCGGGCUCUGCCCCCGGCCGGACGGCACCACGCGCUGCCCGUACGCGAAGAUCUUCCUGCUGCCCGACAAGAGCGAGAAGAGCAAACGGCGGACGAGGACUCUCGCCAACACGCUGGAACCAAGGUGGAACCAGACCUUCGUGUACUGCGGCAUACGUAUCACCGAUAUAAAGAAACGGAUAUUGGAGGUAACAGUUUGGGAUCUGAACCGCUAUGGGCCAAACGAUUUCCUGGGUGAAGCCCUCCUGGACUUGGACACGGUGGUGAUGAAUAACGAGCCCUGCUGGUACCCUUUAAAGCCACAUGAAGAAAACUCCAGUUUUAGCCGCUACCGCGAAGAGGAAGCGGACGGCGAGCACCUGUCGCCGCCGUCGACGUCCACGUCGCGGCUGUCGGACUCGGACACGCCCAGCGAGUGCGACCUGCGCCGCCACCACUCGCUGUCCAGCCUCGCGUCCAGCUCCAGCCCUCCGCCGCCCCACGAGCGCAUGGAGACGGAAGGCGCGCGCUGCAGCCGUCGCGACAUGUCGCCCGCCGGGCGCGUGCGCGCCGCCGGCAUGACCAGGGACAGAAGCGGCGGCUACAGCACGGGGCGGUCGCAGUCGGCGGCGGCGGGCGCGCGGCCGGCGCGCGCGCGCAGCAAGUCGCCGCGGCGCUCGCUGUCCCCGCCAGCCGACCGCGACGGCUCGUGGCGCUACACAGUGUGCGAGGAGCGCGAGGCGACGCGCCUCCCCACUCACGCGUACGCGCCGCGGUUCCAGUCGCGCUCCGCCACCGCCACGCCCACCACCAGCCCCAAGAAACGACAGCUGCCUCAAAUACCCCACCAGAGUGCACAACGAGCGGUCCGCGCGCAGGUGUCGGCGGACCUAGAGGAACGUAAGUGGAUCGCCCCGCACCACAUUGGCGCCACACUCACCUACCGAAGCACGCCACAAGGUUGGGAGCGGCACUACGCGGGGUUGUCAGACUCCGAGCUGGCGGCGCGCGGUGGCGGCUGGCCGCGGCGCCGGCUGUCGCCCGACGCCGCCGCCGCCGAUUCCGACCUCGAGUCCGUUGGCUCCGUCACCUCCAGCGCCUUCAGCACGCAGUCUGAGCGACCACGACCUACGCGCAUGCUCAGUAAUGACUACGGAGGGCGCGAGAACGGGCGCAGCGGCACCCAGACACAGCCGCUGGAGAGAAGAGAGUCGCGCAGAGGCCAAUUCACGCGAAGCCUCAGCAACGCAGACGUACCGCCGGAUGAAAAAGCAGACGGCAGCCUGAGCGACACGGCGCUGGGCGGCGCCAGCGAGAUGGAGCCCAGUAGUGACGACGUGCUGUUGAAAGCGGAACCCCGAGACUACUUCGGUCCCGGCAUGGGCAAGAAGAGCAACUCCACUUCGCAGCUGUCCGCCACAGGACGAAAACGGAGGUUAGGGUUCGGUAAACGUGGAAAAAAUUCAUUCACGGUACAACGCAGUGAAGAAGUGGUGCCAGGAGAGAUGCGAGGAGGCGCUGUGGGUGUGUCGCGGGCCUCCUCCGCCUCCAGCGAGAACGACGAGGACAGAUGGUCACCCGGCAUGCGUGGGUCGGGCUCGUCGGAUGGCGGUGGCCUGUCGGACUUCAUCGACGGCCUAGGUCCCGGACAACUAGUUGGACGCCAGUUGCUAGGGGCGCCUACGUUGGGCGAUGUCCAACUUUCCAUGUGCUACCAAAAAGGCUUCCUUGAGGUGGAGGUAAUUCGCGCUCGUGGUCUUCAGGCCCGGCAGGGCUGCCGCACUCUUCCAGCGCCUUACGUGAAGGUAUACCUCGUCAGCGGCAAGCGCUGCGUUGCUAAAGCGAAGACCAGCACCGCCCGGAGGACCCUCGAUCCCCUCUACCAGCAGACGCUCACGUUUCGGGAAAAUUUUAAAGGAUGUGUAUUGCAAGUGACCGUGUGGGGCGACUACGGCCGCAUUGAAGGAAAGAAGGUGUUCAUGGGCGUGGCGCAGAUUAUGUUAGACGACCUCAACCUUUCCAAUAUUGUUAUAGGAUGGUACAAGCUCUUCGGGACUGUAUCUUUGUAACGGAGGGUUACCACCACCUUUAAGACGUUUGAACAACCUAUAUCAUCAGAAUAAAAAUUAAAUUGUCCAAAUAAUAAAUUUAGUGAUACUGCUUUAAUAUCAUGAUAAAACGCAAAAUAUCUUGAAUAUAGGAAAUUUUCUAUAAAACGAAAGUUACAAUUAUUUAUAUUAUCAUUUUUCUUGUGAAAUGCCUACCGGAGUUUUGAAUAGAUAGCAUUUUAUAGCAAUGAAACAAAUGUAUAGUGUACUCAAUAAUAUGUAAUUAAGUAUUAAAAUAAAAGCCAAAUUGCAA